GGAGGUGCCUCGUGAAGUGCUUAGUUCCCGUUACUAAGCAGAAGGUCGGAGGUUCCUGUCGGUCCGUGCGGGCAACUCAGAAAAGCCGAUAAGCCAUGUCAGCUGUAGAAUAUGACGACAAUGAGGAGUCCAAGUUCCUCAAGAAAGCCAAGGAGAAUCCGUUCGUCCCUGUUGGAAUGGCGGGAUUCUUUGCGAUUGUGGCAUACAGACUCAUGAAGCUGAAACAAAGGGGUGAUACAAAGAUGUCUGUCCAUCUGAUCCACAUGCGUGUGGCAGCGCAGGGCUUCGUGGUGGGGGCCAUGACCAUGGGGGUGAUCUACUCCAUGUACAAAGAUUACGUUCUGAAGCCAGCAGAGGCUCAGAAAGCACUGGAGCACAAAGCCUUGGAGCAUAAGUGAACAGCAGAAGCACUGGUGUUUUAUAGUUGUUUUAUUUUAGUGUAGUUUAAUUUGGGGCUCUGAUAUCUUCUUAGUACAUAAUUCCAACAUGUAUUGGUACAUAUUAAUAUUUAACUAUAUAUUUAUGCUUUAGAUAUUAGAUGUAAUUAUUUUAUGAUGCAUCAGAGUAUUGAAGUUUCUUCACAGGUUGUAAAAUGUUGUCUGACUUAUUCAGAGCAGCUCCUAUAUGAUUAGACUGAUAUGUUGUGCCCAUGUGAGUGUCAGUCAUCUCUCACACUGGGAGAAAAUAGAUGUUCUUAGGGUCUUAUGAGGUGCCUUCAUCAUUCAUGUGUGCAAAACCAUUCCAAAGCAAAGGUAUUACCACACAGUACUAUGGGUAGAAAAGACCAAUUUAACUUGUGCACAUAGGAAUGUUGUUUAAUAGGACUUCAAUUUAAACUGUUCUUUCAUUCUGCACAUUUUGGAAAUAUUUGUGUAUUUUACAAUUUCAUCAGAAAACUGGUUAUGUGCAGGGAAAAUGAGCAUGACUCAACCACAGUUUUAAAGAACCCUGGUCUCACAAGGCAGCAGUGAUGCAGUUGUAAAGUAAUACUACAUCUAAUAUGUUUGCACAUCUGUGGUGUGAGGGUGAAAUGCCAUAGAGUGGGUUCCUAUUUCAAUGGGUUAUAGUUAAGAUUUUGUUUUUGUCUUAAAUUAAGCAAGUAACUAAUAGAACCUGGACUUCAAAGUAAAGUGUGACUUGAGUAUGCCUGAGUUGUGUUUUGUUCAAAGUCUUGCCCUGUUGUCCUGUUUGAAUAGUGUAAUGGGUAAAGUUUAAAUAGACUCAUGAUAUGGCUGAAAAAUGAUGGUAUUUUUGAAUAUUAUUAACAGGUAAUUAUUAUAUACAGCUGACAUAAAGAAUGAGGCAUCGGUGAGCUGUAGAACACAAUUGUUUCGCUGUCAGGACAUCUAGUAUCUGCAAAUGGCAGCAUUUUGGGGAGGAAGAGAUUAAUCAUUUGUAUGAGACUGUUAUUGAAAAUGGCUUCUUCUUUUUUUAGCCUGUAAGAUUGUAAUAUUAUCUAUGUGGGACACCAAAACUAAAACCAUAAUUACAGUAGGUAGUGUUGUACUGUACUGUGACACUACGAUAGACAUGCCUGAUAAUAUUUAAUUUUAUCAACGAAGUGUAUGGUUGCAUAACACAACGCCUUCUAAAUAUUUAUAACAAUAGCCUCUACUGUUAAUGGUGCAGUCAGAUUUUGUUAUUAAACACCCAUUGAGCUAUUUAGUCAAAUAGCUCAUAAAAAUAGCACCGUCAUUAGGAGAACUACGUCAUUAUUUUUCUCUUUGUACAUUUCUGUUUGUGGGUAAAUGUGGUACAUCCUGUAGACAUUAGCCAGGCACUUUGAUACCUACUUGCAAUGUAUUUGCACGUUUUUUUGUUUUUUAAUAAAAUAAAAUUGUUUUAUUUUAUUAAAACUAUAAAUGGUAUUUUGGGGCUCCAUUACACAUUGUAUGCAUCUAUGCCAAAUAAAAUAAGAGUAGAAAUAA
Electrophorus electricus (electric eel) is the source of this 1928-nucleotide messenger RNA. It is a transcript of the gene higd1a, whose product is annotated as HIG1 hypoxia inducible domain family, member 1A. Gene Ontology annotation, cellular component: mitochondrion. Lineage: Eukaryota; Metazoa; Chordata; Actinopteri; Gymnotiformes; Gymnotidae. The record is from RefSeq and is a predicted model, not a curated record. Gene Ontology annotation, biological process: mitochondrial respirasome assembly.